AUGUUUGAGUUUUCAACUCCCUUAAUUUCAAACCUGUCCUAUCAAUCUCAAAUAAAUGAUACAUUUGAAAGUUAUGAAGAAUUUGUAGAUAAAAUUAAGAAUUAUGCAUAUGAACUUCAUUUUACAAUUAUGCUUGGAAAGGUUGAAUAUAAUGGUUCUAGAAAAACAAAUUCUAAGGAAUCCAAAGAGAAUUCUUUAACAAUUAUUGUAGAAAAAAAAUUAGAAAAAGAACAUUAUUAUGCUCUCGAGCUAGUCAUAUUGAAUCAAAAGAUAACUCAGAAAGU
Messenger RNA from Funneliformis geosporum, 284 nucleotides. NCBI's taxonomy places the organism in Eukaryota, Fungi, Glomeromycota, Glomeromycetes, Glomerales, Glomeraceae. The record is from the annotation of a GenBank genome assembly.